AUGGCUGGAUCCGCAAGACCUUCGUCGCUGUCCAGAUGUAUGGCGCCCUCGGCGGCGCUGGCACAGGAAUCUCUUUUCCUGGAACAUCACCCUGGGCCGGCUGGAAGAUGCCUGGGACCUCUUUCGGAAGAUGCCCAGCAGCGAUACCGUGCCGUGGAAUCUCAUAAUGCCGCUCACGGAUCUCAUCUCCUGGACGCUGAUCGUCACGGGUCACGUCGCGCGGGGCAAGAUCGAGGAGGGAUCCAGGCGAUGCCGGAGAGGAGCGCUGUGGCUUGGAACGCGAUGAUCCAGGCGAGCUGUCAGGAAGGGGAUGUGGAUGCCGCAGCGUCGCUUUUCACGGCCAAGACGCCUGGGCGGGAUUGUAGCUCCUGGACGUCGAUGAUCUCUGGCUAUGCCAGGAACGAUCGAAUCGGGGCGGCAGUGGCGGUAUUUUGGCGAAUGCCGACGUGGAGCCUCAUUUCCUGGAACGCCAUGGCCAUUGCGCCGGCCGAGAGCGGCGAUCUCUCCUCGGCCAAGAAUCUCUUGGAUCGCAUCCCAGAGAAGAACUGCGUCUCCUGGAACGCGAUGAUCCAGGCCUACACAGCGAGCGGGGGUUUGAUCGCCGCUGUAGAGGUCUUCGAUCGAAUGCCGCAGCCCGACGUGAUCUCCUUCACCACGAUUGCCGUGGCGAUCGCACAGGGCGGGGAUCUGGACCGCGCCAGGGCGCUGUUGGAUGCCAUGCCAGAGCGAAAUCUUGUUUCCCGGAACGCGAUGAUGGCCGGCUACGCCCAGAGUGGAGUUGGCGACCACGAAGUUGCCGUACACCAGUCUCAACAAUCCCUGCUGGAUGGUUUAAUGAUCUGUCCUCCAUUGAGACUGUAG
Messenger RNA from Selaginella moellendorffii, 861 nucleotides. RefSeq names its product pentatricopeptide repeat-containing protein At2g35030, mitochondrial-like. NCBI's taxonomy places the organism in Eukaryota, Viridiplantae, Streptophyta, Lycopodiopsida, Selaginellales, Selaginellaceae. The coding region runs from base 1 to 861 and encodes 286 amino acids. The record is from RefSeq and is a predicted model, not a curated record. The transcript has 2 exons. Gene Ontology annotation, molecular function: protein binding.